Molecule: messenger RNA, 6231 nt
Organism: Crotalus tigris (Tiger rattlesnake)
Lineage: Eukaryota; Metazoa; Chordata; Lepidosauria; Squamata; Viperidae
Gene: ERLIN2
Product: ER lipid raft associated 2
Exons: 12
Coding region: 118-1125 (335 amino acids)
Biological process (GO): SREBP signaling pathway
Cellular component (GO): endoplasmic reticulum membrane; endoplasmic reticulum
Molecular function (GO): ubiquitin protein ligase binding; cholesterol binding
Source: RefSeq, a predicted model, not a curated record
GGCGAACACUGAACAUUGGCGGCGGCUCAGGGAGAUGACGUCAGGCGCGCGACUGACCCGGAAGCCAAGGACGGCCAUAGCAGCAGGAGGCGCGGGCGGCCGAUUGUUUUCUCAGGGAUGACUCAGUUAGGUGCCAUUGCAGCUUUGGCUGCUAGCCUAAUGGCAGCUGCUCUUUUUUCUGCAAUACACAAGAUUGAAGAAGGGCAUAUUGGUGUUUACUACAGAGGAGGAGCACUCCUGACAUCUACAAGUGGACCUGGUUUCCAUCUAAUGCUCCACUUCAUAACUUCCUAUAAAUCAGUACAGACCACCUUACAAACAGAUGAAGUAAAGAAUGUUCCAUGUGGCACAAGUGGAGGAGUGAUGAUUUAUUUUGACAGGAUUGAGGUUGUGAACUUCCUGAUCCAAAGUGCGGUCUACGAUAUAGUGAAGAACUAUACUGCAGAUUAUGAUAAGGCUCUCAUCUUCAACAAGAUCCACCAUGAGCUGAACCAGUUUUGCAGUGUUCACACACUUCAGGAAGUUUAUAUUGAAUUGUUUGAUCAGAUUGAUGAAAACCUAAAACUGGCUCUCCAACAAGAUCUGACAUCUAUGGCUCCAGGACUCAUCAUACAGGCAGUCCGAGUUACAAAGCCAAACAUCCCAGAAGCAAUUCGGAGAAAUUAUGAGCUCAUGGAGAGUGAAAAGACAAAACUGUUGAUUGCAGCCCAGAAGCAGAAAGUUGUGGAGAAAGAGGCUGAAACGGAGCGCAAAAAGGCUCUCAUUGAGGCAGAAAAAAUUGCGCAGGUGGCUGAGAUAACGUACGGGCAGAAGGUAAUGGAAAAAGAAACGGAGAAGAGGAUAUCUGAGAUUGAAGAUGCCGCAUUCCUCGCUAGAGAAAAAGCGAAAGCGGAUGCUGAAUGUUACACCGCCAUGAAGGUAGCCGAAGCCAACAAGCUAAAACUGACGCCGGAAUACUUGCAAUUAAUGAAAUACAAAGCGAUUGCCUCCAAUAGCAAAAUCUACUUUGGCAAAGAUAUACCCAACAUGUUUAUGGACCACGGUGCGACUCCCACUAAGUUUUCUGAAGGACAGGCAGAGGAGCUAAAAGUUGAAAAUUGGCUGGAAACAGGGGAAGAUUUGUGAAGUCCGGAACAGACAGAAGGGCAGCACAACCCCUGUCUGAAGCCAUCCAAACUGGCUUUUGGGCAUUUGAUGUGCGGUCUCUAUCUUCCAGGGAGUGGGGAACCAUUGAGCCCAUUGGACUAGGGGAAAAAAAACACUCUUUCUGUUCUGAAAAGACAGCCUGAAGAAGCACUGCAACAGACUCCUGACUUCAUCUUUCUUAGCGGUCAAGAUACACUGCCUUAUUGAUCUUUGUGCCGAUGGAGAGAGCAACAGUGAAUCAUGCUAAAAGAAGAGGCGGUUUCCCCAUGAUUGACUCUGCCUCCACUUCAAUUAGAUAAAGCAGGCUCAGAUUUAUUUUUGGAGCAAGAGAAACCUUUUCAUGUGAGAAACUCAACGAUCCCCUUAUACUUGUACGUAUACUAUAGGUCCACCCCGUAGGGAAAAAAAACAAAAACAAAUUUGGAGAAUUGAAAAAAGGACUCGCUCUCUCGUUUGGUGUUGGAAAAUUAGUCUUGAUAUAGCCCAACCUUAUUCCUUCUAAAAGUCUUGGAACUGCCAACUCCCCAGAAUGUAAGUUGCUGGGGAAGUUGACCGGGAAGUCUGUGAGUUACAGUCCCAAAUCUUCUGAAGGGCAUACGGUUCAGUAGGCUAAUAUUUUUUGGGACAAUAUGUUUAUGAGCAGAUCAUCUCUGCAUGUUGAAUUAUUUGCAUUCAUGAGCGUAGUCUCCAGUCAUUGGAUUUCACCAGUAGUCAGUGGCAGCCUAUUCCUUCAAAAAUAAAGGUGCUAAUUUUGAUUUUUUUAAAAAAAAAAAACACUACAGAUUAAAAGCCUUGGCAUGGAAACUUGGAGCAUUAAACAUUAACUAAAGAUAUGUCGAUUGGUGCUUAUUUCAAGAGCUGCAAAGCACAUCUAGAUCCAAGGUCCACCUUUCCACCUUGUAGAAAUUGGUUGGGACAGUCCUAGGACAAACGUCAGGUGAGAUGUUUCUUUUGCCCUUACAUUAAAGGCAGCUUUUCCUGGAGAAGGGCUUGUCAUCUGUCUGGAAGUUUCUUCUAUAAUAAGACGCAAUUCAUAGAGGGAAUCGGUAGAGAAGCUUAAUGUGAUUCUGGUUUUCAGCAGACGGUCUGGAAUGGACCUGGGUAACUACUGAUUCAAUGAUCUUAACACAAUCUACUAGCCAUAUCAUUGUGGUUCACCGGGUAAUUGGCAGCCCCUUUGCAGAACCCAGAUCAGAUUGAUCAAGUCUCAUCAGAUAGGGAUGCCUUCUGGCUUGACUAGUCUCCAAUUGUGCAGCAUCGGGGUCUCUCCUGUGCCACUGCUUUAUGGAUAAAAUGCACACAUCCAGCAUUGCUAUAUUCUAGAAGGCUGCCCUUUGAAGUGAUCCACAAGGAGGUGAAAUAGUUUGGGAACCAAUUCUUAACACUUUUUUUUCCCCCUGGGGCCAAUCCAGCAAGCAGGAAUUUAGUGAUGUCUCAGAUGGUGCUCUUAUUCUGUUAGGUGUGUAUAUUUCCAUUAAGAAUGGGGGGGGGGGGCGUGUUGCAUGUGUUCCUAGAAAUGGCUUGCUCCAAAAAACAGAUUGAGAGAACUUUCUGUCCCCCCCCCCCCGGAAACAGAAGGACUUUUUCAUUCUUCUUGUUGGCCUGUGCUAAAUAUUUAUCUUGCAUGGGCUAGUGUUUCUCAGUCUUACCAACUAAGAUGUGUGGACUUCAACUCCCUGAAUCCCCAGCCAGCCAUGAUGGCUGGUUGUGGAAUUCUGGGAGUUGAAGUCUACAUGUCUUGAAAGUUGUAAAGGUUGAGACAAAGUGAUAUAAAAUAUUCUGCUUUAAUCCCAAAAUUCUUGUAUUUGGGGUAAGAAUCCUUCUAGGCCUGAAAUCCUAUUUGUAAUCCAAACAGUCUGUAACAAAGGCCCCUUUUUUUUUCUGCUUGUAGUAGGGGAACCAUUUAAAAAAAAAUCACUGAUCAACGUUUACUGAUUGAAUAGCUGGUGUAUCAGUAGCAUAUAUUUUCCUUCUUUUAAGCUGUAGCAAGUAGGGCUAUAAUAUCUUGAAACUGGCAGAACCAAGAACUCCAGACCUCUUAAGUGAUGAUACUCAAAAGACUUUUGUCAUCUUAAGUCUAAUCAGUGCUUCCCACUGUAAGGUCAGUGCCCAGUAGCCACAAGGCUUGAAUAAGCCCUCUUGCUAAAUCAUCUUUUGUGCCUGUUCCAUAAUGUGUUAGGAAUGCAAGCUUUCCUAGGUCCUUUUUAAAGUAUGCUUUGCCUAUGCUGGACAAAGACCAAGUAAAAAAAAAAACUUUCUGAUUGCUUCUUGUUCUCUUUCCUUUUCUAUUUUUUUUCCCCAAACAACCUGGUCAAUUUUCAGUUGUCUUCAGCUAAGAUGUCCUGCACCUUUCUCGGAAUAUGCUAGUGAAAAAUCCCUCUUGUUCUGUCCCUCUGUUCCAUCAGCUAAUUGAGAGGAUGAUCUUUAUGGCAUGCUGGUUUUGAAUCUUCAUAGGAAAUUGUUAUCAGUCUGAUUAUAGUCCUUGGUUCUUGAAGUAUGACUUUGGGAGAGAGGUGUUUCCACAUUAACAUUUCUUUUUUCUCAACAUGCAAGCGAGAUUGAGGCGAGCCUCUUUACAAAACGGGGACCGCUAUUUAGAAUCCAUGGCCUGCAAACUAAAGGAGUCUCAGGCGCUUUGCCAGAUGUGCCUUAAAUUUCACAUGUGUUUUUUCCUUAGCCCAGGGCUGUCCAGCCUUGGCAACUUUUUAAGACCUGUGGACUUCAGCUCCCAGAAUUCAUCAGCCAGCCACCCUGGCUGGAGUUUCUGGGAGUUGUAGUCCACAAGUCUUAACAUUGCCAAGGUUGGACACCCCUGCCUUAGCGUAUUUCUCCACCUGCAGUUGCUUUUUUCCACAUUGUGUAAAGCUGAGCUAAUGUAACAUUCAGAUUUCUUCUGGAACAAAGGAAGCUGUAUGGAGAACAUCUGCCUGUUCCACUAAAACUGGAAAAAAAAGAAUCUUAGUAGCCAGCAUGACAGUGCUAAGAUACCCUUAAUUAUUAAUCCAAGGAAACUGCUUUAUCCUAUGAAUAACCUUUGCAUUAUAUGAGUUUUUAUGGAGGCGAUAAGACUUAUAUUUGGGUUGUGUUAUACUUAAAAUUGCCAGCACUAGAGAGGUCACACAAUUGGCCAGGUCAAUUAAAUAUAACAAUACCUUACGUGUGUAUCUGAUUGGUUGGUAUUCUUGAGAUACUAGCUUUCUGGGGAAUACAUUUUUAAUACAGGUGCAUUCAAUCAUGUGAACCCUCACCCUUCAAUUGACGGGAUAGAUGAGACACCGGUGUCCCAUUUUGUGUUAGAAUUGGGCCUUUACUGUGCAGCUGAAUUAAAUAGUGCUUAUGUACAAUACAAUAUAGACUGUAGGGAAAGCAGAGCAAAAGCAUGAAGUGUACUUCUUUUUGUGUGACUUCUUUUGUUGUGCACGAAUAAAGGCUUGCAAGAGUUAUAUGUCAUUACCCCCAAAUUCAUGGGGAGAAACCCAUUAAAUGUGCCACAGGCUUUCUCACAGUGCAUUGUUCUGAAUUGGGGCUGCUUGUUGAAGCCCCUAGAACUGCAAUAACAUCAGGAGUGUAGGUUUUUUUUACUAUUCUGAUUUAAAGACCAUUUCGGACCUUAUAAAGUAACUUGGCAUUCUUCCAUGUCUGAUAAAUGCAAGUCAUAAAACAUUAGAUCCUUUUAACAUGUGGCUUUGUAAUGUAUUCCUCUAUUCUUCAAAAAAUCCCGUUUCUCACUAGGACGAAACAGAAGAAGGAAUUAUUUUUUUAAGGAUGAACCCAAUCUGAGGCUAUAUCAAAUUAAUUCUGAAAAUAUUGGGACCUUAAGGCACCCAAGCCAAGGUUUUGACACUGAAAUAUGCAAUACAACAUUACUUUUCCUCAUUCUGAUAGUCUCCAGGUGUUAGGAAACAGAGGUGCGACACAUCUGGAGGUCACGGAAGGUGUAUACCACAGGGAAUUUGACUGGGCUGGAGGAGGUAUAUUAGAAAAUGUAUUUCUCUUCAUAGAUGUGCUUCUAUUUAUUAUACACUGCCCGGUGUCCAUCCUCAGUUACCAUUUGACCUUCCAGCAGCAGGUUUUUCAUGUGGACGUCACAGGUUUUUCCUUGUCAAUUGAAAGUACAGAAAGUUAGAAACUAAUAGUUCAGAAAUGGUAUGGUAAAAUAGCUUAGGCACUAAAAUGGGUCUGUAACGAUGUCUUAAUUUCUGAAUUGUACAGUUGGAUUUCAUUGCCUGAAUUAUGUCCAAUCUUCCAAUAGAAGAAAGGUACUAUUUUUCGAGCUUUCUUCCUAUUAAAGUUUGCAGACUCAAUGAUGCGUGCACUAGAAUAUAAAGUUAAUAAGCAUUCACGUAAGAUUUACGGGAGCAGUGGCAUUUGAUUUUUUUUCUUCAUGUAUAAAAGAUUAGGAUAUCUCUCUCUUUCCCUUUCUCUCUCUCUCUCUCCCCCCCUUCUCUCUCACACACACACUUUUUUAAACUAGUAAAUACUAAAUUCCAGCAAAGCCAAAGUAUAUUAUGUGACUUUUUAUAUGACACUGAUGUAUAAAAACAUGGCUUAGAAUAAAUCUUUAGGAUUUUUUAACUAUAUGGACUAACUAAAUGGAACUUUAAAGUUCUGUUCAAUUUUAAAAAAAAAGGCAGCAUUCCGUAAUUAAGAUGUGCAUGAUUUCUCCUGAUAAUUAUAUUCUGUCCAACCCAUUAAAUACUAGAAAUAUUGAUUUUUGUGUUCCGUCUAUGUAAAAGAAUGUGCGCGCAAGAGAGAACUGCUUUGUUAAAACGAGCCUUUCUCCACUGCUCACUCUUCAGGUUUUGAGCAACUAAUUUUUCUAUUUCCUUUUUUUAUCACCAUUGAACAAAAUAACGCUUAUUUCCUGUAUGCAAGGAUGUGAAAAAGGACUUUUACACUUCAAAUGAGCUCUCCACGGAAGGAGGCAAUCAUUGUUGCUGGCUUUUGGGACAUCUGCUGUUCCACCAUGCUGCUGUGCUUCUAAUCUGUUCGAUUGUUUCCUUAGAAAAUUGUGUAUUAAACUGCCGGUACAUUUUGAUAUUUAUUGUAAUGACUCAAUAAAAAUGUUCUUUGCUUUUAGAAUAA